Molecule: messenger RNA, 1164 nt
Organism: Colletotrichum abscissum
Lineage: Eukaryota; Fungi; Ascomycota; Sordariomycetes; Glomerellales; Glomerellaceae
Product: S-methyl-5-thioribose-1-phosphate isomerase
Exons: 1
Coding region: 1-1164 (387 amino acids)
Molecular function (GO): S-methyl-5-thioribose-1-phosphate isomerase activity
Source: RefSeq, a predicted model, not a curated record
AUGUCUGGACUCCAAGCCGUCAAGUACACUCGGGGUCGUCUCGAAGUCCUGGACCAACUGAGACUGCCUCAUGAAUUCCACUACGAUGAGGUGUCCACCAGCGAGGAGGCCUUUGACUGCAUCAAGUCGAUGAGAGUUCGUGGUGCCCCCGCCAUUGCUAUCGUCGCCGCCCUCGCCCACGCUGUCGAGCUACACAACGGCAGCUGCGCCGCCUCUUCAUCACAAGAUGCCGUCACUUACAUCGACUCGCGUUUGGAUUACCUCAAGGAAAGCAGACCGACUGCCGUCGACUUGACCAAUGCUAUCAACCAACUAAAGGCCCGCGUUAGGAGCGCGCCUCAGGAUGAUUCCAAGACGGUCAUUGCUGCAUACAUUGAGGAAGCCGAGAAGAUUCUGCAAAAAGACCUUCAGACCAACCUGUCUAUUGGUGACCAUGGAGCGCAAUGGUUGAGAGAGGUCGCUGGUGCUUCACCUGAUGCCAAAGUAUCUGUCCUCACUCACUGCAACACUGGCUCUCUGGCAACAUCUGGUCACGGAACCGCCCUCGGUAUCAUCAGAACACUUUGGUCCAAUAACCUUCUGAAGCACGCCUACUGCACCGAGACGAGACCCUACAACCAGGGUAGCAGGCUGACCGCCUUUGAGCUUGUUUACGAGACCAUCCCCAGCACUCUCAUCACAGACUCCAUGGCUGCCGCGCUGUUCAACUUGCAAAAGGACAAGAUGAACAUUGCUGCUGUCAUUGUAGGUGCCGACCGUGUCGUUCGCAACGGUGACACUGCCAACAAGAUUGGAACCUACCAACUCGCCGUCUUGGCCAAGCAUCACGGCGUCAAGUUCAUUGUUGCGGCUCCCACCACCAGCAUCGACCUCGAGACCCAGACCGGCGCCGGCAUCAAGAUCGAGGAACGCAAGGGGGAGGAGCUCACGCAGAUUUCCGGUGCUAUCGUCCAGGCUGAUGGCAACGUCGAUAUCGCUCGUACAGCGCGUGUGGCGACGGCGGACCAGCGCAUUAACGUCUGGAACCCUGCUUUUGAUGUUACACCGCACGACCUGAUCGAUGCUGUUGUUACGGAGAAGGGUGCUGUUGUCAAGAACGACGAGGGUCAAUUUGAUUUCCGUCACAUCAUGCCCGAGAGAUGGGCGCAGGUGGUCGCCCAGUGA